Fulvia fulva is the source of this 2985-nucleotide messenger RNA. Its product is annotated as putative phospholipase, mitochondrial. Gene Ontology annotation, molecular function: glycerophospholipase activity; metal ion binding. Bases 1 to 2985 code for a protein of 994 amino acids. Gene Ontology annotation, cellular component: cytoplasm. NCBI's taxonomy places the organism in Eukaryota, Fungi, Ascomycota, Dothideomycetes, Mycosphaerellales, Mycosphaerellaceae. The record is from RefSeq and is a predicted model, not a curated record. The transcript has 5 exons.
AUGGCAGGCCCAAUCGACGAUCAUAGGUCUUACAUGAGCAAAUUGAAUCCGUGGAGCAGGAGUCCUAGCAUACCAGUGAGCAAAGGGAAAGAUGGAGAGCCUCCUGUAGCACCAUUCCAAGAGCAAAAAGGAGCGGAUCAUACCAUAAGCCGCAAGCAUAGGCUAAGUUUGCGGCAUUACCCAAAGGACUGCCCGCGCCUACGGCCGCAGUGGUUUCAUGCUGUUGAUGUUCCAAAGAGGCGGCCAAAUCCAGCAGGUGAGACCAAAGAAGAGAAGCCGGCUGGCAUACCAAAGAAGUACGUCGCAUUUUCCACACGAGACUCCAAGGCGAUCGAAGCUGCCUUCCAAAAGCUGUUGGAAAGUGAGGAUGUCGAAGAAAAGUCGAAGCUCGAACAGCAGCGUGGGCACGGCCAACAGACGAAUCAUGGGGGUAAAGGUAGCGAUGCGCGACAUCAGCCACAACCUAAAGUCCCUGUGAACGAGGACUAUCUGUUCGACGUAAACGUCGAGAAUCGCGAACUUGCCCCAGCAUAUUGGCUCGGUCCUGUCUAUGAUGUUCGACGUGGCAUAUGGUUCUAUCAGGACGGCAGCGUCCAAAGGCCCUGCGAUGAGAGCUUAGCGGCACAGCUUGAAGAAGGGUACUUGAAGGUGAAGGCUUGGCGGCUGCCAACUGCUCAAGCAGCACAAGCCAAAGCACGUUCUGCUUCACAGCCACGCGCUCGGCCAGCAUCCUGGGCACCGGGGCAGGAUGAGAACCCACCUGCACCACAAACUGUCUCCGCAAAGCAAUCAAGUGCUGACCUAAGGAAGGCUGCUGAGAAACAGGCGCAGCAGCAGACGCAGGCGCCUCAGGGUGAGGUAACCUCUCAAAGUCAGCCCGAGAACACGUAUCGCUUGUUUGGUGCGCAUAUGAGCUCAGUCGUUACCUACCAGGAUGCGACGACCGCGUGGCUGAUGACCGACGACUUCUUGUCGAGACUCAGCGGGCCGCUCUACUCCCGUUUUGCCGGGGGCGGGCACUUCGCAGGAACGAAGCUGACUCGAGGGUUUGCCCUCCCCACCAAAAAGGCAGAGGAUAAGGGACCGGAAAGCAAGAGCACUGCUGAAAAGCCAGCCGAAGAACAGGGAGAGGAUCUCGACGAAAGCAAAGCCGAGCGGCCAAGUCUAUCAGAGACCAAGCGGGAAACUCUGAAGCGCCAGAUGUCCUCGCUGUUAGAAAGCGGCACGAAUGAAGACAAGGAGCAGCAAGACGAAGAAGUUCGAAAACGAGACGAGCGGGAGAUCGAGGACGACUAUCGAGAUACAGAGGAAGAUGACCAAGGCCGUGACAUCGAGCACCUCAUGUUGGUUACACAUGGCAUCGGUCAGCGGCUUGGAUUACGCUUGGAAAGUGUUAAUUUUGUACACGACGUCAACACACUUCGAAAAACACUAAAGGCUGUAUAUGCCGACUCGCCGGAUCUACGUGCCCUCAACGCUGAGCUGGACGACUCCGAAGCAGUGAAUAGCCGCGUUCAGGUCCUCCCGAUUUGCUGGCGACAUCUACUGGACUUUCCCAAACAGAGUUUGCGGCACAAUCGCAGAGAACACGAUCUGGGGGAUACUGAUGUUGACGACGAAGACUAUCCAAGUCUUGAAGACAUCACUGUCGAAGGUGUGCCUGCGGUUCGCAAUCUGAUCACCGACCUUGCGCUAGAUAUCCUCUUGUAUGACUCGCCAGCAUACAAGGACCACAUCUCGGGUAUCGUGCUGCGAGAGAUCAACAGGAUAUAUCACCUCUUCAUGGACCGGAAUCCAAAUUUCAAUGGAAAGAUCAGCUUCAUUGGACACUCCCUGGGGUCUGCAAUAAUGUUUGACAUAUUGUGUCGGCAGGAUCAGCCAGCGAAGAUCCGACGAUCAGGUCAAUCUAUGAACCUUGACUUCCCUGUCGAGGAUUUCUAUGCUCUUGGCUCACCUAUCGGGCUUUUCCAAAUGUUGGGUGGUCGCACCAUUGCAGCGAGAGCCACACCUGAAAGCCGCGCCCGUGCUGGGAGCUCUGUAGGCAGCAUGGACGAUCCUAUGCUAGGAACACCUUCUACGAGAAAGCAGAAGGAUCUACAUCCUGUCCAUGUCCAAGGCGAGAAUCCAGUCUCGCGGCCAAAAUGCGCUCAGAUAUUCAACAUCUUCCAUCCUACGGACCCGAUAUCGUAUCGAGUCGAGCCGUUAAUCUCAUCUUCAAUGGCCACACUAAAGCCGCAGCCGCUUCCCUACACUAAGCGCGGCAUAUUUGGCGCGCCUGUCGGGCAGGGUUUUACCGGAAUCGGUGCACGUGUCGGCCAGAGUGUUAGCAGCAUGUGGUCGAGCGUAGCAUCAAGCCUACUCACCCGCGGCUUGGGAUAUGCCAAUGAGCCCUCGAGGCUUCCAGGAGGCGGUGGCGCCAGCAGGAGCACAGCACCCUUAUCUUUAGGUGGAGCCUCUUCCGCCGCUGGUACCAGUGUUGCAGGCGGAGUCGCCGGUGCAGUCGCACCGCUACCAGCAGAAGGUACGGAGAUCGCCAAAGUUGGCGAAGAGAAGAGGACCAACAUGGCCGCCGAUGCUCAAGUCGCAAGCGAGAAGAGACUGCACCCACCGACCCUCAUUGAUAAUGAAAUCGAGACUCUUUCUGGUGAUUUUGAGAAGAGGAGACAGUCUUUCCAGAGCGAUGCGGAGACUCGAGAUCUUGGUGGGACUGUCAGAGGCACAGAAGAGUGGCUUGAAGCUGAGAAGCGUGGGAAGAUGCUCAGGAAGGAAGAAGAGAAGGUGCGAAUGUUGAACAGCAACGGCCGUGUCGACUAUGCAAUUCAGGAAGGCGCCUUCGACAUCAACCUGAUCGCCGCCAUCGCGAGUCACCUUUCGUACUGGAGCGAUGAAGAUGUCAGCCACUUCAUGAUAUCACAAUUGCUGAGUCGACAUCGCAUUGUGAGACCUAGAGCGGAGUCUGGCGGCAAGACGAACAUCAAACAAUAA